AGCUUGUGACGCUUAAAAUUCCUGUUCUCACGUGUGGAGCCUCAGGUCCUCGUCGGGCUCUCUGCGAUGGUGUGGUGCAAAAUAAGGCCCGGAAGUCGCCGAGAGUGGAAAAGUAACGAGGCACCUGAGUGUUUGAAAAGGCUUCACAGGCUGCUCGCUGAAAGACGGUUCUAGGCGGGAGGGCGCGCCCUUCCUGACGUUCUCUUUAUUUUUCAGUGUUUCUCGUUUAGGCUGGAAGCCAGAUUCCAUGGACAAACUGCGAUAAUGGAUCCCAGCAGUGAUUACCGCUUUCUCAAUGAUGUUCUAGGGAAAACAGUGAAAAUCACACUGAAAUGUGGCAUAUUCCAGGGGGUGCUGCAACAUGUGGAUUCCAACCGAAGUAUCUUUAUAAACAGAGUUAAGAAUUUGGAAAAUGAUAGAUGUGUUCCAGGAGUGAAGAUGUUUUUUGGUCAUGAAAUUGUGAAUGUGCAAUUGCUUGAUGAAUCAGAGAAAUGUGAUGCUAAAGGAAUGGCUACUUCUACCAGCAGGGAAUACCUAGCUACUAGAAUGGCUGCUGAGGACAGAGGAACACCACUGAAGCAGAACACUCAAGAUUCUAAUGCUGCUCCCCAAGAGAGUAAGCAGCUGAACCUGGGUCAGUUCAGAUCUACCAAUUCAGAUACAGAAACAGAGGAGGCUACAGAAUACAUUGUCAUCGAUCAGUUCCAAAGGAAAUUUGGUUCUGCUAUAAUGCACAUCAAAAAGCAAAAAGUCUGUGGUAUUUCCGCAGAGGGUGUCAAUCUGUGUCGUCAUGGAAAACUCUCUUGGCUGCAGGUUGCAACAAAGAGCCAUGUGUUCUUAUUUGACAUUUUCCUUCUGGGAGCUCGAGUGUUCAAGAAUGGCCUCCAAAUGGUACUGGAAGAUGGGAACAUUUUGAAAGUUAUCCAUGACUGCCGGUGGCUCUCUGACUGCCUUUCUCAUCAAUAUGGAAUUAUGCUGUCCAAUGUCUUUGAUACACAGGUUGCUGAUGCCUUGUACUUUUCAAUGGAAACAGGUGGCUUCCUUCCACACUGCAUUUGCACUCUACAAGAAUGCAUGAUGCAGCACCUGGGGAUGCCUUACAAACAUGUCUCUUUCAUGACACAGAGGCACCAUGCAGUUGAAGAAAACCCUGAAGUGUGGUUCGUGAGACCCCUUCCACCUACAUUGCUGAACGUGCUGGCUCUAGAAACAUUCUACCUUCUCCCUCUUCGUAUGAUGCUCCUGGAUAAAAUUAUGUCCGACCUAACAGUUUUGGUUGAUGGAUACCUAAAUGCAUUUCGAGAAGGCUCUGCAGACCCUCUGGGGAGCACAGAGAUCUCUUGCAUGGAGCUACCACAAGAGCUACGACAGUUAUCAAAUUUUCACAAGCUACGAAGAGAAAAAGCAUUGCAGAAGUUUCAACAGAAUGAAGAAGGUCUCCUCAUCAGAACACCAAUGGGGACUGUGGAGCGAACGACAGCAAGAAAGGAGGGAAACCACAGAGAUAGUAUUGGAUUCAUUCCUUUGCAUGUGGCAGAGUCCUUAUAA
This is a messenger RNA of Sphaerodactylus townsendi, 1548 nucleotides long. It is a transcript of the gene EXD1, whose product is annotated as exonuclease 3'-5' domain containing 1. Gene Ontology annotation, molecular function: 3'-5' exonuclease activity; nucleic acid binding. The coding region runs from base 265 to 1548 and encodes 427 amino acids. Lineage: Eukaryota; Metazoa; Chordata; Lepidosauria; Squamata; Sphaerodactylidae. The transcript has 12 exons. The record is from RefSeq and is a predicted model, not a curated record. Gene Ontology annotation, biological process: nucleobase-containing compound metabolic process.